This is a messenger RNA of Funneliformis geosporum, 306 nucleotides long. The record is from the annotation of a GenBank genome assembly. Lineage: Eukaryota; Fungi; Glomeromycota; Glomeromycetes; Glomerales; Glomeraceae.
AUGACAACAAAUUAUAGAUUACGAGCUUUCCUUCAACUCUUAAAUCUUGCUGCAGGUGAUGUAGCGCAAUUUAUUGCUCUGGGUCUUCUUUCCGAAUCCAGGGAUCCGUCAACAUGCACACGUUUACCUUCAGCAAUCAUUAUUCCUUCAAUAAUUGAAGUGAUAGAAACAAAUAAUCUUAAGGAUAACAAACUUAUGGAGUACAUGCACGUCGAAGUAAAUGUUAAGGAACGUCGUAAAAAUUCAAGAAUUUGUCUUUUUUCAUUCUCUAGUCUUACCAACACGAAUGGAUCUCAAGCCUUUUGA